AUGAAUGACGAUGACGAUGCAUGGUCGUACUCGUUCCCACCCUCUACGGAAACCCUACCACUCCCAGAGAACAGCAGCAAGCCUGAACACGAAUCUGAAGAAAAAUUAGAGAAAAAAUCCAAAAAAAAAAACGAAAUUGAUCAUGCCGAUGCCGACCACGAUUCCAAAAUGAACACCGAUUCCGACUCAGGUUCGUCUUUGGACGAAAAGAAAAAGCUAGCGCCCAUCUUCACCGGCUCACAAACAUCGUCACUUUCGUCCUUGGCUUUGCAAUCACCUUUCAUGGUGAAAUCGUCGCCGGCAGAUCCGUUCACUACUCGACAAGAUGCAAAUUCGGUGAUCUCCAACGAAAGUGCCAAUGGUUUGUUUGAACGAAAAGAUGGGGCGAAAGGAGUAGAUACGCUCAAGCGAGAAGUACUCGAGAAAUCAAUGGGGAAUCCAGUGACUAAAACGAGAAGCUCUCUUGAUGAUAAUUCGUCAAUUGCAUCUUCUUCCGUCACCACAUCACCUCCAAUGAGCACUACGUCUCCCAAAAUCAUCACCUAUCGCAAGUCUAAACGUACAACUUCCGAGGGCAACUUUCAAAGUAUUCUUGAUGCCGCAGCACCAAAAGCAACUUUCAACCCAAAACUCUACGUCGACGAAUUUUUACCAGAUACAAACUACAGGUACACCACCAUCAAGCGAAAUACCGAUUUCCACCAGCUUUUCCCAUCGUUGGACCUCACAGAUCGACUUUUGGACGAUUAUGCGUGUGCACUCAGCCGAGAAAUUCUACUUCAGGGUCGUAUCUAUAUCAGCGAACACUACAUCUGCUUCAAUUCGAAUCUCCUAGGCUGGGUAACCAAUCUAGUGAUCCCACAAGAAGAUAUAGUUUCUUUUGAAAAGAAGUCAACUGCAGGUCUUUUCCCUAAUGGGAUAGCAAUCGAAACCAAAGAUGCCAAACACUAUUUUGCUAGUUUUAGUUCUCGAGAUUCCACGUUCGAGUUUAUGCGUACGGUGUGGCUGAAAGCAACAGGAAAAGAUAUAACAAGCGAACCAGAGCCAAACGAAGAUUCAGAACAUAUACCUUCACUAAUUGAGCUUUCUGACGUUGAAGAUCACCCAGAUUCUCCAUCCAAGUUUCAAUCCUAUAUUUUGUCUAUCGAUGGAGAUGAUGAAAAGAUCGACGAAGGUGACGAACUCGAAGCUGAAGUUGUGGAAACCGACGAAAAAAAAGAGCCAGCAAUUGAAAAUGUCACUGUUCGUAGGUUUAAACCGGACUCCAAGUACACCAAUAUGGGACCGGAAGUGCAUCCUCCUACCACCCCGGAUUUGGACCAAAUAAGAGAGCCAAACGAAACAGAAUUAUGUGACGAAACCAUCAAUGCUCCACUUGGAGUGGUGUAUGACUUAGCAUUUGGAAGCAACAAUACCGACUUCCAUACCAAGUUUCUUCGAUCUCACGAUGCCAGCGAGAUCUCGAAAUAUGGCGAUUUCCAUCCCAUGAAAGAAGAACCGAAAAAACUCCAACGUCAAUAUACUUAUCGAAAAGCAUUAGGCUUCUCCAUAGGACCCAAAUCAACCAUGUGUGAGGUGAGCGAGACCAUUGAACACAUGAAUUUGGGCGACUAUGUUUCUGUGGUCAGUAGAACUGUUACCCCAGAUGUUCCACUGGGAAACUCUUUUUCGGUGAUGACGAGGUACAUUUUCUGCUGGGGAGAAAACAACACCACAAAAGUCUACAUAUCGUUCUUCAUUCAGUGGUCGGGAAGAUCGUGGAUAAAAAGUGUUAUUGAAAAGCAGAGUAUGGCAACUCAAAUCACCACCACCGUUGACUAUAUUGCUGCAUUGAAAGCCGAGGUUGAAGAGCAAACCGUUGAAAGCGAGCAAACUGCUCCAGUACCUGAAACUAUAGUUGAUACUAUAAGUGCUCCCAAAAUACCAGAACAGAAACUACAAGUCACAACGUCAGAAACACCAACCAGCAUCACUUCAGCAAAUCAAUUCAUUCUCGAGAAUAUUGUCUUGGUUGUGUCAGGGUUGGGUAUAUUCUUGGUUCUCAUAUUGGUUAUUCAAAUCUUGCUACUUUUCAAAGUGAGCGAAACCCGCAAGCUAGCCUACGCCCAGGUAGUAGCCAAUUCACGUACCAGCAACUGGAAGACGUCUUCUUCGGGAAUGUGGAAAUGGCUCGAGAAGCAACAAGGUAAGCAAUUGAGCCAAGAACAAAAGUUACAAUACUUGUUGAGCGAGAUCGGCCACCUCGCAGACGGACAUGAAACUUGA
Meyerozyma guilliermondii ATCC 6260 is the source of this 2265-nucleotide messenger RNA. RefSeq lists its product as uncharacterized. The coding region runs from base 1 to 2265 and encodes 754 amino acids. Gene Ontology annotation, cellular component: plasma membrane; endoplasmic reticulum membrane; mitochondrion. The record is from RefSeq and is a predicted model, not a curated record. Gene Ontology annotation, biological process: intracellular sterol transport. Lineage: Eukaryota; Fungi; Ascomycota; Pichiomycetes; Serinales; Debaryomycetaceae. Gene Ontology annotation, molecular function: sterol binding; sterol transfer activity. The transcript has a single exon.